Messenger RNA from Trichomycterus rosablanca, 4057 nucleotides. RefSeq names its product tumor necrosis factor, alpha-induced protein 3 (gene tnfaip3). Gene Ontology annotation, biological process: positive regulation of Wnt signaling pathway; protein deubiquitination involved in ubiquitin-dependent protein catabolic process; protein K29-linked deubiquitination. The record is from RefSeq and is a predicted model, not a curated record. Gene Ontology annotation, molecular function: zinc ion binding; DNA binding; cysteine-type deubiquitinase activity. The transcript has 9 exons. Gene Ontology annotation, cellular component: nucleus; cytoplasm. Lineage: Eukaryota; Metazoa; Chordata; Actinopteri; Siluriformes; Trichomycteridae. Bases 176 to 2470 code for a protein of 764 amino acids.
CCUAUUAUGUGCGCUCGCUUAGUCAGGCUGCGUUAGGUUGGAAGCUACCAUGGACUACUAGUGGAUACGUUGACUGAAGCAGCGGAGAGUCUGAGGCAGUUUAUGGGCUUUGUUGGCGGAUACCGACAUAUUGAACAGAGUUAACCUGGUUCCCUGCUCUUUUCUAAAGACAACAAUGUCCCAGGGCCAGAACUUCCUACCCAAGUUCCUUUUCGUAAGUAACCUGCUGAAGGCUGUGAAGAUCCGCGAGCGCGUGCCUAACGAUGUUGUAAAGCCGGCGGCCAGUGGUGGCCUGAUGCACCAUUUGCGUGGCAUGCACCGCUACACGCUGGAAAUGAUCCGAAUGAGUCAGUUCCCCCAGGCCUUCCGUGAGAUCAUUCAGUCGGCAAUCUUGGACCGGGCGAUGCAGUCCUCACUGGAGCAGGAGAAAAAGCUCAAUUGGUGCCGCGAAGUAAAGAAGCUGGUGCCACUCCGGACGAAUGGUGAUGGAAAUUGCCUGCUUCAUGCAGCCUCUCAGUACAUGUUGGGGGUUCAAGACACAGACCUGGUCCUCCGAAAGGCUCUUUAUGCUGUGCUUAAAGAGACAGACACCAGUAAUUUCAGGGCUCGAUUUCAAACAGAGCUGCUGCACUCCCAGGAGUUUACACAGACCGGCCUGCACUACAGCACCAAGAAUUGGGACGAGGAAUGGGAAAAGAUAGUUGCUAUGGCAUCUCCUGCCGCCAGCAGCAAUGGCCUACAGUUUGAUUCACUAGAAGACAUUCACAUAUUUGUACUGUCGAAUAUCCUUCGCAGACCAAUUAUAGUAAUCGCAGAUCAAGUGGUGAGGAGUAUGAAGUCUGGCACUUCUUUCUCACCUCUUAACUUUGGGGGCAUUUACCUUCCUCUUCACUGGCCUCCAUCAGAGUGCUACAAGUAUCCAAUAGUGCUUGGCUAUGACUCCCAACACUUUGCACCACUCAUUACCAUCAAGGACAGCGGCCCAGAGUUUCGAGCCAUACCGCUGAUCAACCCAAGCAGGGCAGGCUUUAAAGAGCUGCACAUCCACUUCCUGACAGAAAAGGAGCAGCAGCAGAAGGAACGACUGCUCAACGAUUAUCUGAUGCUCAUGGAGAUUCCAGUCAUCGGCUUGGGCUACGACCCUACGCAAAUGAUCAGAGCAGCUCGCUUGGAUGAGGGCAAUCUGCCUGAGGAUAUGAACUUGAUGGAAGACUACCUUCAGCUGGUGAAUCACGAGUACAAGCGCUGGCAGGAGGACAAGGAUGCGGUGUGGGCACCCACGUCACAGCGAGCACCGCCACCCUUCUCCGUCUCACAGUUAUCACUCAUCGAGAUCCGCUGUGCCACACCUCGGUGCACGUUUUACGUCUCCGUGGACACGCAGCCGCACUGCCACGAAUGCUUUGAGAAGCGGCGCGCCAACGGCAAGCAUGAAGCUGUUAAUAGCCAUGGCAAUCGAACCAACCAUGCCAACGCUUCAUCUGACCCCGCGAUCCCCAGCCCUCGCUCUGCACCACCUACUGCACCCAGCCUGAGUCUCUACAGCGAGACGCACGCCAUGAAGUGCAAGACACCCAGCUGCCAGUUCACGCUCAGCGUAGAGCACGAUGGCCUAUGCGAACGCUGCUUUAACGCCUGCCAAGCAGGCAACGGACAGUCCCAGGGCCCUGCUCAUGGCUGGGGCCAUACACAGUGGUCACAGAGCACACGGGAACGACAGAAAGAUAGAGAAAAUAGAGAAAGAGAAGGAGAACGCUGUAGCGCAUGUCGUCAAGAGGCUAUUCGGACUUUUAAUGGCCUUUGUCCACCUUGCAUGCAAAGUAGUGCUGUCUCGCAACAGUCCAGAAUAGACAUGUCAUUGUGGGCGGGAACAGGAGAGCCAGAGCAUCCCGGCACUGCUGGGCAUACCUGUCACACACAGGCGGCGCGACAGUGCAAGCGCUCAGGUUGCCAGUUCUUCGGUACACCUGAAAAGUUGGGAUUUUGCACGAUUUGUUACGUGGACUAUCAGACCAAUCACCAGGCAGCUCCAGCAGUAGUGCAACCCAGAAACACGACAGAGGCAGUGUUUCAGAACCUGAGAUGUCGAGGGCAAAGCUGUGAUGCAGUAGGCAAGGCCAUGCUGGAAGGCUACUGCAACAACUGCUACGUGAAGGAGCAGAGAGCGAGAAUCAAUGAAGCUGCUAGCAGAGGCACCACUUCCCCUCCAGUAGUCGUGCGGAAAUCUCGUCCACCGCCGACACUCAACCAGGUUCACUGUCGGCGCAGCGGCUGCAAGAACGUCUCACCCGGCUGCACGGACUUGUGUCCAGACUGCCUUAGUCGCGGCGGGCAGUGGGAAGGUCGGCGUGCCCACGCACCCAAAGAGAAGAGCAAGCAGCGCUGCAGGGCGCAGGGCUGCGAUCACUACGCCAACCAGGAAAAACAAGGUUACUGCAAUGAAUGUGACCAUUUCAUAAAAAAGUAUUAAUGAAGCUGAAGCCAACCGUUUCAUUUUCCAAAGAGGGAACUAUAAAACCUUUGCACGCCCACGUGUGUGAAUCCUUAGUCAAACAGAAUGACGCAGCUAACCGAGCCACCUGGUCAUGGGUGUGGCACUAAAAGACCCAGGCAGAGCUGUGAAACUGGCAAUUUACCUCUCAAGCAAAUUUUUUACAUUUUUGUAUGGUGUGUAAAAGACUGAGGUGGGGCUGUUGACAUUGAGAAGCUUCAAACACGCUGGCAUCCAGUCGCAUACAUCUGUGCUAUUUGUCAUUUAUAUCUAACAGGGUAAUAAGAUUUGUGAACGAUUUGUACAUUGCCAAACUAAUUGAGGGGGGAGCAUCUUUAAAGGGUAAUCAUUUUAUUUAUGAUUGUGAGCUGAAAACGCAACAAAAUUUGACCAAAGUUACUUCUGGAAUGAUUCUGACCAAGCCAGUGAAGCCUGUAUAAAUACAGGACGUAGAGCUACAGGGUUUUAGAGGCCUCAGAAAGAUUGAUUCUUUCAUACAAUGUAAGUUAAGUGCCAAUGCAAGUUUGCAAAGCAGAGCUCCAACUUUAUUUCUCGUUGCACCAUUCAAAGUCUGCUGAAAAUCCGGACCUGUUGCCUUUGAGAUUUGAGAUUUUUAGAUGAAUUUUUAAUUUAUCAUUGCUCAUUUUUGUGGCGUGCUUUCUUGAAAUUUUUAUUCACCUGAUUUUGCCUUGUUGGACUUUGUUUGGGUUCGACAUUGACAUCUUUCCGUAGCUUAUAAGAGAUUCCUAAGUGCAAUAAAACAGGUUCUGCAGCACACCUUAAUCAGCAUGUGAACAAGUACUUAGAAACUAAUCUAAAUACAACAAAGCAGUUGCUACACCCAAAAAAGCAAAGGUCAGCUACAUGUUAGAAAGGAAAAACCCUAUGUGAAGUGAAAUCCAUGACAGAAUUGAGAGGAUAGAUAAAAAAACAACAGCAGCAAGGCACACAAGAAUUGUGUUGUGCAUAUGUGCUCUUAAAAUUGUGAAUACCCAGUUUUUUGUCAAUCUUAUGGUACUUUUGCUACAUUCACACAAUGCCUGUAUUGUAUGCAUUCGGUAUGCAAAAAUAGCUAUUUGACUAUUUAGCCUGUGCUUGCAUAGAGUUAAGCAUGGAGAGAAUUUUUGCCUACACUGAAAAAGGAGCAUCAGCGCAAGACAUUCCCAUUCUUGACGUCUAACAAUGUGGUGAAAUAGAAAUAGAUCCAUGCAGGCCCUAUAUACAGAUGUGCUGUGGUCUGAUAUGGAUGCAUUCAAGAAUAAAUCGCAGUCCAGUCAUGAGUAAGAAAUAGGAGUAUCUACUCUUCUUUCUAUUUAACUACUGAAUCUGAUUUCAAUUCAGAUUAUCACCAAUUUGCACAGUACUUAAUAAGCUGCUCUGAAAUUAGUUGAGGUAUCUCUGACUUACUUCUGACAGUUGACAUUCCAACUAUAGACUAGAUAACAAAAUAUAAUUUUUGGGAGGAAGGGGUAUUUGGUAUUUAUUCAUAACAAACAUCUGUAUUGUGUUUCAAUAAUAAUUUAUAUGUUGUUGUAAAAUAAAUUAUUUUUAAUAGUAAAACCUCAA